AUCUCAAACCCAUCUCUCUCUUCUUUCUCACGAGAAGUCUCAUUUGGCCUUCCCUGUUUCACCAUCAUUCUUGGGUUUUCUUGCUUUCUAUCGUUUACCAUCGCCAUCUUCAUACUCAAAUAACUCUCUCUCUCUCUCUGAGGGAUCAAGAAAUGGUGGAUCAUCCGGCGGUGUGUUGCAUGUGCGGCGACAUCGGCUUCCCGGAGAAGAUCUUCUGCUGCAACCGGUGCCGCAACCGCUACCAGCACUCGUAUUGCAGUAACUUUUAUAGCGAGUCGUUGGAGCCGAUCGAGCAGUGCGACUGGUGCCAAAGCGAGCUCAGGAGCUCGUCAAGACACCGCGGUAGCUCCUCCCUUAAAUCGGCAGCCGGGAACGAUGGCGGCAUCAUGAAAUCGGAGUAUUCCGGCAGCGAGAAGAUAAAGCAGCAACAUCGGGAUGACGCCCCCGCCCCCCAUAGAGAAGGGACCUGCAAGGAACCCAGGCAGCGCGCCGUCGCCUCGCACGGCGACGCGCAGGUACAAGCUCCUCAAGGAUGUCAUGUGUUAGCGAGAGACGGAGCAACCUUGGUACGAGCAUCAUAUGCUAUGUUCAUUAUUACCCUCUUGUGUCUGUCUCGAUCGUUUAUCUUCUCUUGAAAAGAAUGAUCACUAGGUUUUGUUUAGGCCAACAUGGGUUGAUUUCGAGUUAGUGGAUCAGAAAUUGUGAUAUUUCUCUUUCGGUAAAAUAAGAAAUUGAGAUGUGAUUGGGUAAAAUUCCGGAAUUUGUCAAAAAUUCC
Molecule: messenger RNA, 775 nt
Organism: Rhodamnia argentea
Lineage: Eukaryota; Viridiplantae; Streptophyta; Magnoliopsida; Myrtales; Myrtaceae
Exons: 2
Coding region: 153-635 (160 amino acids)
Source: RefSeq, a predicted model, not a curated record